This is a messenger RNA of Clupea harengus (Atlantic herring), 6439 nucleotides long. It is a transcript of the gene stard13a, whose product is annotated as StAR related lipid transfer domain containing 13a. Gene Ontology annotation, molecular function: GTPase activator activity; protein binding; lipid binding. The record is from RefSeq and is a predicted model, not a curated record. Lineage: Eukaryota; Metazoa; Chordata; Actinopteri; Clupeiformes; Clupeidae. Gene Ontology annotation, biological process: regulation of Rho protein signal transduction; signal transduction; actin cytoskeleton organization.
UCUGAGCAGCAGUGAACCCGUGUAGAGUAUGUUCAGAAUCUCUGGGGUGAACGCAGUAGACGACCUUUGUAUGUUAUGAGUUUGCUGAGAUAAUACUGGAAUGCAUUGAAUAAGCAGUGUGCUUUAUAUGUGAGAUCAUUCUCCAUAUUCUUUUUACACAGGAAAUCCCUUAUUCGUCUUGUUUUUAUAUAUUAAUGUGUAGGCAAUAUAUUACUUUCAUGUAAUGAUCAAAACAAACAUUUCCUAGUUGUCUGUCAAUACUAGAGAGAGAAAGUCAGACAGAAAGAGAGGGAGAGAGAGUUGUGUGCGUGUGUGUAUGAGUUAUUGGUGUGUCUUGUUUGGGGGUAGAGACCGGAGACGCUGCUCGUACGUAAUCAGAUGAAGUGGAAACUUCAUGCACAUCUGGUCCUGGCUGGCUUAGGGCUACGGCACGCAGCGGUCUGAGCACUGAGACAUAUCAGCUGCACUGAACUGGCAUAUACUCUGAAGCGGUUAGGCUUCAUUACACAAGGAAUUGUCGUGUUGGAAUUACUCUGCGUUUCAGCAAGAUGUAGCCGAGCUUCGUGGGCGCCUGGUGCAUGGUGACGCAACGCGUCAAAUCACCAAAUCAGGUGGAGUGACGACUAUUGCGGCAACAGUGUCCGGUCUUGGAAGAUAACGGUUUGGUGUGCACACCGGUUCUCGUUACUAUGUGUCACGAUUUACAAUGACAACGAAACGAAAGUCCGCAAAACUACAGCUCCGGCGGUCAAUCAGCGAGCAGCUGCGCGACUCCACAUCUAAGGCUUGGGAUUUACUGUGGAGAAAUGUCAGAGAGAGACGACUUGCAGAAAUCGAAGCAAAGGAAGCAUGCGAUUGGUUGAGGGCCGCAGGGUUCCCACAAUAUGCCCAGCUAUAUGAAGACACCCAGUUUCCAAUCGACAUAUUGGCUGUGAAGAGGGACCACGACUUCCUGGACAAAGACCUGGUGGAGCCUCUGUGCCGGCGGCUCAACACGCUGAACAAGUGUGCCUCCAUGAAACUGGAUGUCAGCCCUCCCAAGAAGAGAAGUGAAGACUCGGAUGAGGACGACGUGCUGGCAAUCAGCAACCGAUGGACGUUUGAGUGGAGCAGCCGUCGCUGGUCCCGCCUGCAGGACAUCGACCAGUUCCUGGGCAGCGACCCGCAGCGGCGGAGCCUGUCCGACAUGGGCGAGGACAGCGGCAGUGGCGGUGUGGGCUCGGGCCUGCGGCCCACGGUGAGCAGCGAGAGCGUCCUGACGGACCUGAGCGAGCCCGAGGUGUGCUCGCUGCACAGUGAGGACUCGGCCUCCCUGCUCAUGCCCGACUCGUUCUCCCUGGCUCCGUCGCCGGGCGCGCACACACAGUCGCAGCGCUUGCCGGGCGACUUCCCGCAUUACCACUCCCUGCCGGCUAAGGUCGGCAGCGGCGGUGGCGGGGGCGGUCGUCACGGGCGCACGAAGGCCAAGGAUUUCCUGCGGCGCAUGGAGACGCUGCGCUCGUGGGGCAGCUCCCUGGGCCGGCCCGACCGUCGCUCGCUGGUCAUCAGUGGGCCAGUGCUGCAGAGUGAGCCCGACGCACUCCGGACGCUGCGCUGUGUGCAGAUCGCCAACGGAGAGUCCCUCCCCAUCCCCCCGCUGUACAGCACGUUACCACGGCUCAGGCACAGCACGCAGGUUAAUGGCUGCGCAGCUACGCUAACUCUUGAUGACGGGGGGGUUAGCCGAUCGGAGAGCACCGCCGGCGGUGCGGAUAGCGCGGCCAUCUCCGAGGACAUUGUUGGAGAACUGCAGUCCAAACAGAUGGACCUGCUCAGUAAGCGUGGGGGUAUUUACCUAGAGGGUAUGGAUGUGCUUACAAGUGGACCUGAAACUGAACGAACUGACAACCUGAACAACACCAGCACUAACACCAACAACAGCACUAACACUGAUGCUAUCACUGACACUAAAACCAACACUAGGACGCCCACCACCUCCAACAGACCCGUUGCGCAGAGCCGCAGGACUCAGUUCCGCUCCUACGAUGACCUGGUGGUGCACGUGCCCAAAGACCAUAAGCCGGGCACCUUCCCCAAAGCUCUGUCCAUUGAGAGCCUGGCACCCGCCAGUUGCGAGACAGGGAACUGGAGGGCCGGCGAAACACAGACGCGGGGAGGAGGGGGGCGGCCUGGCACCAGCCGGACGGCCACCCGCUGCUGCCCCCACGGCAGCCGCAUCAGUGUCUACGACAACGUGCCCGGUUCCCACCUGUACGCCAGCACCGGCGACCUGCUGGACUUGGAGAAGGAGGACCUCUUCCCCCACCUGGACGAUAUCCUGCAGCACGUCAACGGCCUGCAGCAGAUCGUCGACCACUGGUCCAGAAACGUGCUGCCUCCCGACGGGGAGGGGGAGGGGGCAGGAGAGGGUCACCUGGAGGAGGAGGAGGAUGAGGAGGGGGAAGGGGAGGGCACUGUGAUGAAAGGGGUGGGGUCUGCGAGCCAGAUCACACUGGAUAUUGAGGGACUGGCCACGGCCAGCGAUGGAGAGCGGGACGGAGUGUCGUUGAAUGACACAGACUCCACCAGCACGCGAGAGAGAAGGGACUCGGGAGUAGGGGCUUCGCUAACGAGACCCAGACUAAGGUGGCCCAGCUUCAGGAUAUCAAACCGCCUCAGCCAAGCAGGGGUCUCCCUGCAGAUUAAUAGCCAAUCAGCAGGCCAGCUUAGCCUGUUACAGAAAUUCUCCUUGUUACGCCUCACUGCCAUCAUGGAGAAAUAUUCAAUGUCUAACAAACAUGGAUGGACGUGGUCUGUGCCAAAGUUUAUGAAGCGGAUGAAGGGCCCGGAGUAUAAGGAGAAGGCGGUGUUCGGCGUGCCGCUGGUAGUGCAGGUGCAGCGCCAUGGCCAGCCCCUGCCGCUCUGCAUACAGCUGGCGCUGCGCUUCCUCAGGAGCCAGUGCCUGGACCAGGUGGGCCUGUUCCGUAAGUCAGGUGCGAAGUCUCGCAUCCUGGCUCUGAGGCAGAUGUGUGAGACGUCUCCAGAUGCGGUGGACUACGAGGACCAGUCAGCGUAUGACGUGGCAGACAUGGUGAAGCAGUUCUUCAGGGACCUGCCUGAGCCGCUGCUCACCAGCAAGAUGGGCGAGACGUUCCUGCACAUUUACCAGUAUGUCCCUAAAGAACAGCGUUUGCAGGCAGUGCAGGCUGCCAUCAUGCUAAUGGCAGAUGAAAGUCGUGAGGUGCUGCAGACACUCCUGUGCUUUCUCAGCGAUGUCACUUCCUCUGUGGAGGAGAACCAGAUGACCCCCAUGAACCUGGCUGUGUGUUUGGCCCCCUCGCUCUUUCACCUCAACAUCAUGAAAAACGACAACCUGUCACCCAGGUCCAUCCAAAAGAAGUACGCCACUGGACGGCCUGACCAGAAAGACCUCAAUGAGAACCUGGCUGCCACUCAAGGCCUUUCCCACAUGAUCAUGGAGUGCAACAGUCUCUUUGAGAUCCCCCAGGAGAUGGUGGCCCAGUCAAGGAACUCGUAUGUGGAGGCUGAGCUUUUGGCGCCCCCUCUAGAUGAGGUGUUUAAACAGCAGCAGCAUCAGCAGCAUCAGCAGCAGCAGCAGCAGCUCCAAGAGGAGGAAGAGGAGGACAUGGAGGAAGAGGGAUCGUAUCAUUCUCAGGUGGAAAGGCUGAUCCAGAGCCUGCUGAAAGAAUCACGGGACAAGACCAAGGGCUGGGUGAGCCGGUCGAGCAUGGACAAUACGGAACUGGCCUUCAGGAAGGUAGGGGAUGGGACCCCGUUGCGGAGAUGGCGUGUGUCUGUAGAGGUGGAGGCCCCUCCCUCAGUAGUACUGAACCGCAUUCUACGAGAGCGCCACCUGUGGGACAGUGACCUGCUGCAGUGGAAGGUUCUGGAAACGCUGGACAAGCAGACAGAGGUGUACCAGUAUGCACUCAAUAGCAUGGCUCCUCACCCUAGCAGGGACUUUGUGGUUCUCCGGUCAUGGAGGACAGAUAUGCAAAAGGGUGUCUGUACACUUGUGGCCAUCUCUGUAGAUCACGAAGACAGUCCACCCAUGGGUGGAGUCCGAGGAGUGGUUCUGGAGUCACAGUACCUGCUGGAACCGUGUGGGUCGGGGAAGUCCAGACUUACCCAUAUCUGCAGGAUUGAUCUCAAAGGACUGUCCCCAGAAUGGUAUAACAAAGCCUUUGGUCACCUCUGCUCUGCUGAAGCAGCCCGCAUCCGCGACUCCUUCCAGAGUCAGGACUCUGACGGGCCCGAAACCAAGAUAUGAAACUUGACGCCACUACCGGCACGUGCCAAACCGAGGACUGCGGGAGGACUGAGUCCAGGGCAUUGGCUGGGACAGGAACUUAAAAAUAGGAGCGUGAAUGUCGUCAUGGAAUGGAAGACGACAAAACAAGCACUGGUUUGACUUGACAAUGGUCUAACUGCCAGACUUCCUACAGUUUUGAUUAAUCUGCAGACACCAUUUAGUCCUCAUCUGCAUAAUUUCUGGCACAGCCACCUAGUGGUAUGUGCGGGUCUUGCAGCCAUUGUUAAACAGCAUGGUUUCACAUUAAAUAUGUGUAAAUCAUAACUGCAGUGAGAUCAAUAGUGGAAUGAAUAAAAAAAAAUACGAAAACCACAAUCAUGCAAAAACAUUUAGGAACGCAUCAGGCAAUUACGUAGACCUACUUAAGACUGAAUGAUAUUCUGCCAAUGGGAUAAACCAAAUUAUUAUGGCUCUUAACAGCAUGAAAGAACGUAUCGCUAUGUUCAUUUGUGACUCAGUUUAAACUAACGACGCGUGUUGUACUUUUGUAUGAACCGGCAGUUCUAGUGCUGUGAUUUUGCCUAAUGCUGAGCAUUUGAAGUUUUUGACUGCUUAAUGCACAUUUCUGUGGCUUGGGAAAGUAAUGACCAAUAGCUUUAAUAAGUUUAAUAUUACAUUAGUCUUUUUAUGACAUCUGUAUUGCUUCUGCUGUCGGUUGCGAUUAUAGUAAUAUUUUGUGUCAGAUGCAAUAUCAAUAAUGCAGCCUUAUGGGGGGGAGCUGUUGCCAUUUUCAACAAAUUGUUUUUGUUUCUUUUAUUUGUAUUUUUAUGAAAAUACUGUCUUGAAUGUGAUGUGUUGAUAUUGACAAUAGAGCUCACAUAAAUCCAUUCAGCUCAGUAUAAAUAUGCUAACAGUAACUUCUAUGGGACGAAGGCUUUGAAGUGAGAUCAAGUGAAUAGUAUCCAUGAGGGACUUAUGGAACAGUACAAUUACCAUAAUAUGUUCAUAUGUCAAUACAUUACCACUGCCAAGAGAGAAAUAUGUUGCAAGUAAUUGUUAUUAUUAUUAUAAAUGUUGUUGCACCACUGUUGUGUCUCUCUACAAUGUCUAGGACAUUUAACCAUUUCACUGCUUCUGGGAAGCAUUUACAUUUAUUAAUUUCUUCCAAUAUAUUGAUAUAUAGAGAGAUAAAUAUGAGACUGCGAGUCUGUAUGUAUAUGUGCGUGUGUUUCUGUGUCUAGAUACCUGUUGUCAUUUUUGUAUAUAUGUUGUAAAUAUGCCAUGCUUACUGACAGAUUCAACUGCUUCAUGCCCAGAAUGACUGCGCGUUGAUGUUGAUACAUUUUUGAAUGGUGUUGUAUGUAUAAAUCUCCAAUACCAAACUAUAGGCUGGUGCUGUGGUACCAGAUUGUUGUCUGAUCCAGGUGUGUGACAGGGAGCCUGCGACCUACAGGUAAGGUGCCAAGGGCUCCGAACAUGUGUGAUGAGCGGAAACAACAGGGUGUCUGACCAGAACAGUUUCUACUGAGGGGGAGGACGAAAAACCCUCUAACUUGAUUAAACUGUGUCAGAAACUCUUUCUUCUUCUUCUGGUUUGUGUGCUUUCUCUUUAGGCCCCACACUGCUUAUCUUCCAACACUAGAUGUCAGUAAGGAAACACAGAAUUGUUGGGAGAGUUUCAGAGUUUGGAGGUUGUCUGUGCCAUCUGGCAUUGUGCUUUUGUGAACAGAACAAAAGGAUCAAUGAGCGUCCAGGGAAUUUUAAAUGCUCUUGAAAAAAGAAAAGAAAAAAUACAAUACCUUGUCCAAUACUUCAGAGCGAGCGCAUACCUAAUGCGUCCCCCCAGAACAACUGAUCAAUAUUCAUUUGUGACGGCGUGUCUAAAUCAGAAGAGUCUUGCGCUGCAGAGGACACUCUCUACUGUCAGUUCAUCUUUAUUUGACUUAAUGAGCUGACAGCUGGCCCGUGUCCUCUACUUGGGACUCUGCGUGAUGUCUGUCCACAGUAAAGCGGCCACAGCCGACCGUGCAAUACAUUUACCCCAUCCCACGCCCCCCUCUGGGCUUUCUCUAGGUGUCUUGUAAUGUGCUAUUCUCUUGGCCUGAAUGACUUUCAGUUUGGAUCUUCUGUGGUGCUUUUUGACAUAUGUUUUGAGCCCAUUAGAAUAAAGGCUUUUUAAAAAACGAA